AUGACGGAUGUCACCACGGGCAAAAUCUCUUUGGAUGCGGUCUUGAAAAAGAUUGGCCAACCUGAGGCUACAUGGGAAUACAGCAAAGGAGAGCAGCCUGUACCCUUGAGCAUGCAUGCACAGACCUUGACCCGAAGAGAUUAUGACGGGCCGCCUCAGAAGAAGAGGAAGACUAUUGAGCCUCCAUCAACAGCAGCAGAGCCUUCAGCACCUCCUUCAGCACCCGCACCCAUACCCCAACCUCAGACACCAUAUGAGUUAUGCCGGGACAUCCUUCAGGCCCUCCACCGAUCUGAGUACUGCAAUGCUCGCCGCUUCCAGUGGAUAAUUGCGAAGUUUGAGGGUAGAGACCCUGGGCCACCUCCUCCAGAUACACCAGAGCCAGAGGCUGAGGAGCCUGCAUAUGAGGAGCUAGCAGCUAAAGCUGGCCAGGUAGUCGAGCACCCUGAGCGAAGACCUGAGGAGACCACAACUGAGGAGGUAGUGGUUGAGAGAGCUGAGGAGCAGAGAGCCGAGGAGCCGAGAGUAGAGGAGCCGACAGCUAUCGCCGAGCCGAGAGCACAGACCACCACACAGCCAUCCAGUGCCAUUAUUGUCUACCAGCGUCACCACCACCCACCACCGCCAAGCAGUGGAGCUUCACAUGAUUGA
Arachis ipaensis is the source of this 651-nucleotide messenger RNA. Lineage: Eukaryota; Viridiplantae; Streptophyta; Magnoliopsida; Fabales; Fabaceae. The record is from RefSeq and is a predicted model, not a curated record.